UUUUUUUUUCCAUUGACUUUCCAUUGAGCUUUUUUUUUUUUUUCUACUGUAUUGACUUUCCAUUGCAAUGAAGCGAGCAAGCCAACGCGCUGCCAAGACGACCGAGGCUCAGUCUGCGGCCUCCGACACUGAAUCACCAUCGACUACUACUACUGCUGCUGGUGGUGGUGGUGGUGGUGCUGGGCAUGGGAGCGAGCUGCGCGUGGUGCUGGCGACGGCGGCGGACGAGGCUCAGCAGCAGCCUCAGCAACGGCCAGCGGCGCGGACGGGCGAGCCGGCGGCCAUCCCCGCCUUCAUUGGCAAGCUGCUUGCAAUGCUGUCCGAUCCCAACGCAAGCGGCAUCAUUGAGUGGUCGCCCGCUGGCACCUCGCUGCGAGUGAUGAACGCGCCCACGUUCGCCAAAGAGAUGCUCCCGCGCUACUUCAAGCAUAGCAACUUUACGAGCUUUGUGCGGCAGCUGAACAUGUAUGGCUUCCACAAGAUUGUCGGCGUCAUCCAAAACACGCUGCAGAGCGGUGACGAGUCGUGGGAGUUUUCAAAUCCGUACGUCAAGCGCGAUCAGCCCGAGCUGCUCAAGUUUGUGCGACGCAACGCGCCGCCGUCUUCGGCAUCGCAUCCGGCUGCUGGCAGCACUGCUCCUUUGCCGCUGCCGACACAGACACAAGAGGCUACUGCCAUCCUGGCCAUGUCUCCCGGCUCGGCGGCGGCUGCAUCACAGCUCGCCAAUGCGAACGAAAUGAAGCGCCUUGUGACUGAGCUCCAGCACAUCAAGUCGCAACAGCGUGGCAUUAAGGCGCGGCUGGAUCACAUGGAGCAAGACAACAUUGCACUGCAAAAGACGGUCGCCGCCGCUCGCGAUCGCCACGAUGAGCAAGACAAGGUGUUGAAAAAGAUUCUCACCUUCCUCGCGGCCAUCUACGCGCCUGGGCGCACCACUCUCUCCGGUGUCGGCACCGAAACGGGCAACUCGAGCCGCCUUGCCAUCGGAGCUCCGUUCGUUGUGUCGCCUGCUGGCACCAUCAGCACCAAUGCCGGCGGCGCCAUUCCGAUGCCGCCCGCAACCGACGUGCUCACGCCCGGCAUCUGGUCAAGUCCCGCCGCCCCCGCCGUUCUCGACCUGUUUGAUGGCGCAGCCGUGCCAGGUAAGCCGACCAAAUCCACCUCAACCUCCGCCACCGCCUCUCUCCCACUCCAUCUUCGCGUGGCCGACCAAUUACAUCACGAUCAUCUCCGCACUGAGCGCCCGGAUGUUCCUCUGAUCGAAACGGAAAGCGGCUACCCGCCAGUGAUUCCGAUGGAUGUGGCUAGUUUGCCAGAGGUCGCAUUGUCGCCAGCCGAUUUGGAGGCCGUGCGCUUGGACGCUCUUGCUCGCAUGAAAGGCCACCACUACUAUUAUGAGAAUUUGGAAAGUGGUCCCUCCACAGUCAUCGACCCGCCCUCACCCUCCGCAAAUAUUGCUUCUCCUCUUCCUACAACAACAACUACAACAACAUCAUCAUCAGCAGCACUCUCGCAGACUGACAAGGCCUCAACGAUUGCUCGCGCCGCCAACGACCUGUUCUCAAGCUCCCUUGCCAGCGAAGUGGACGACGUUCAGCGGAACAUUGAUUCCGUCACCUCGGGCCUCUUUGCAGGGCAGUAUGGCUUUGACCAGGAUACGCUGAAUGCGCUCAUGACGGAGGCACGACCAGGAUCAUCUCCCAGCGACUACCUCGGCCAUCCAGCGCUUCCCAAUGGCAACAUUGAUGCCGAAACACACAUCGAUGGCCUGCUGCAGCACCUCAACCAGCUUGCCGACAACAACACCUUGCCAGCCACCGUGACACACGCCAUGUAUCCCAACGCGCGCGUGACGGAUCUCGACUCGGACGAGAUUAUGAAUGAGACACGCCUCGUUGAUAUGGCGGCCUAUGCGAACGCUCACGGCAACAAGGACGUCGCGGACGGCAAGGCUCGCAAAGCCCCUCGCUUUGAUCCGGCUGUUUCCGGCAUUGUGGACCUUGACGAGGAGGAUUGGCCACUUGAUUCGACGACAAACAACGCGCCCGAGACAGCCGCCCCGACCAUCGAGGACUUGCCAGUCGGUCGUGGCUUGAAACGCAAGCAUUGAUGAGUGUUAUUGAUCCUAAGAUUUUUUUUCUUGUUGCUGUUGAUCCCUCUGUUAAUGUGUAACUGUUGAUUUUCGUUCAGUGUUGCCAAUCAAUGAAUUUCCAUUUAUUGUCGA
Molecule: messenger RNA, 2224 nt
Organism: Capsaspora owczarzaki ATCC 30864
Lineage: Eukaryota; Filasterea; Ministeriida; Capsasporidae
Exons: 4
Coding region: 68-2110 (680 amino acids)
Biological process (GO): regulation of DNA-templated transcription
Molecular function (GO): sequence-specific DNA binding; DNA-binding transcription factor activity
Source: RefSeq, a predicted model, not a curated record